AUGCCCUCUCCGGUUUCUGCUGCUCCCAUCGCUGGCUGGGCCAGCCUACUCUCACUAGCUAUGGCCGCCAACUCCUCUUCUUCCUCCUUUACCUACCCUCCCACCACCGAGAUCUCCCCAUGCUGCGCCGCCACAACUAUCCCUGGAUGUAACUAUGGUCGGGUGGGCGCUUCUUUGGGCGUCAUUGUUGUUGUUGUCUUCGCCUUCUUUUGUGGCUGCCGACUCACCUGCGAUCAGGCCUGGGAGGCCGGCCACACCGCUGGCAUGGUGGAGGUGCUCUUGAAGCACCAACUGCAGAAACAACAGCCACAACAACAGCAACAGACACAGCAGCUAACACCAGCACCGGCACCGGUACCAGCAGCGGAGCCAGAGACAGAGCCAAAGAUAGCGCCAGCAGCAGCGCCGGUACCAGUACCCGCCUCAGCAUCAGAGCCGGAGGCACUGUUGGUGCAGGUGACACAUGAGCCAGUCCAGAGGGGGUUCGCAUAUGGCCUGGGCAUUUUGAUGAGCAGCAUCGCGCCUAAGGUCGUCCAAGAGUUCGCAAGGGGUGUUUUCGAGAAAGAUUAG
Molecule: messenger RNA, 570 nt
Organism: Truncatella angustata
Lineage: Eukaryota; Fungi; Ascomycota; Sordariomycetes; Amphisphaeriales; Sporocadaceae
Exons: 1
Coding region: 1-570 (189 amino acids)
Source: RefSeq, a predicted model, not a curated record